AUGAGCUUCCCAGGGAAAACCGUCCUGGGGCAAACAGGGGAAUGUGCGUCCCUAGGGUCUUCUCAAGACAACCUAUUUGAUGACUCGCUUUUGGAUGAGCUGAUCAUAGAUGAUCUAAACGGUGUUGUGCCGCGCGGCAUUGCCGUUCAUUUCUUUAGAAACAAAAGUGCAUGUGAAGCUCCAUGUAUGGAAAAUGUUAAAGAGAAAGAAGUAGAGCUCCCUGAGGAGAAGCAGAAGCCCCAAGACAAAGAAGUAGUGAAUGAACAGCGAAAGUCCCAAGAGAAAGAAGUAGAGCUCCCUGAGGAGAAGCAGAAGCCCCAAAAGAAAGCAUUAGAGAAGAAACGGAUAAAGCCCCAAAAGAAAAGAGUAGAGCUCUCUGAUGAUACGCAGAAAAGGUUCCAAGAGACAGAAGUAGAGCCUUCUGAGGAGACUCAGAAAAAGCCCCUAGAAACUCCUUGCGUGGAAACUGUAGAAGAGGAUGAAAUUGUAGAACACUUUGAAGAGGAGAAAAAAAAUCUCCAAAAAACCAAGCUCAACUUGAAACCGAACGUCGUUAUUAAACAAGUUAUUAAAGGAUCCAGAAAAUAUGAUAAAGUACGCUAUUGUUAUUAUUGUUUCAAAGCUGAAAGUAACAAAAUGAGUCGGCAUUUUGAUACAUUUCACAAAAAUGAAUCGUUAGUUUUGCAAGCGUCUAUACAUCCAGCCAAGUCUCCCGAAAGGAGAAAGCAGCUCACGUACCUCACCCGCUUAGGGGAUUUUCAUCACAACAUGGAAGUCUUACAAAAAGGUGAAGGAGAGUUGGUCGUCCUCAAAAGGACGUCUGAAGAGGAAAAAAAUUUAUCAUAUUCAGACUAUGGACCGUGUCCAGAAUGUCACGGUUUUGCCGUACUAAGUAGAUUAUUUGAUCAUGUCAAGGUUUGUCCCCUUGCGAAAUCCUCUUCAAAGAGGAAUUUCACUGAUGAAGAGGAAGCCGGAGAAAGGAGGCAAGUCUUGAAGGAAUCAAGGUCCAUUUUGAUAGGGUACAGUGGUACCUCCGAUACUAAUUUUAAUGAAAAAGUAUUAAAUAAUUUAUUGAGCGACGAGCUAGGUUCUCUAAUCAGAGAGGACGAAUUGAUAAAGCAAUUCGGAUUAUAUAAAUAUAGGAAGGCUAACGACAUGGCCAAGUACGAAUAUAUUCGGCAGGACAUGCGCCAACUGGCCCGUCUCUUGAGGUCCAUCAACUCGAUUCGGUUGAAUAAUUCGGCCCAUCCCGUGCAACCUUUGCCUUUAUCGCACUUCAUCAACGCAGAAAAUUUUGACCUUGUAGUUGAUGCAGUGCUUCUUGAGUGUCAGUUUCGACCAAGUGAAAAAGUCACUGAGAAGUCGACUUUUGGCACUCCAUCUAUGGCCUUGAAACUGGGUUAUCAUUUGCAGCGCUGUGCGCAGAUACUACAAGGACAAGCGCUCCGAAAAUAUAGUAAACCCGAUUUACAGCGAUAUAAAGGCUUUUUAAAACUCUACGAAAACGAGUGGUGUGAAAGAGUAUCGAGUAACGCUCUAGGUACUUUCGCCGUCAGGCACAAAAAUAGAGUAGAGGAGCUUCCUCUAACAGAAGAUGUUAAGGCUUUUUCAAAUUCUCUAGAUGGGAAUUUGAUGAAGGCAAUUACAGAGUUUGAGCAAAAUCCAUCAAAAGAGACAUACCGGCAACUCAUUUAUGUAUGUUCUGCAAAACUAACUACGUUUAAUAAACAGAGAAGCGGAAUUGCCGGGCGUUUGCUUCUUUCCGACUGGAAGGCCCGACCAAAGGAAGUGCAUGCCACUGAUGAGUUUCUACAAACACUUUCUUCUCUAGAAAAACGACUUUGUAAAGUGUAUCAAGUAGUACAAGUUGACAAUAAAAGAAAAGGGCAUGUUUGGCUUAUUGUUCCUACGACUCUUGUGAAAGGAAUUGAGAUGCUCGUUGAGUAUCGGUGUCAUGAGGAAAUUACCAAAUUUAUCAAUCCCGAAAAUCCGUUCGUUUUCCCCAUCGUAGAUGGGAACUCCUUGAACAGUAUCAGGGGUGAUAAAUGUGUCACGUACCUUCUGAAGCAAACGAACAUUAAACGCCCGGAACUGUUAUCGGCCCGAGCAAUGCGGAAGUACACCGCCACCGUAAUACAGUAUUUAAACCUCCCCAAAAAUCAAAUGUCUUGGGUCACGAAACACCUUGGGCAUAAUUUAGAUGUUCAUCUUACUUACUACAGACAGCACGAAACUGCCCUUGAAAUCGCCAAAGUGUCCAAGCUAUUACUUGCCAUAGAUAGUGGAAAUUUAGUCCAAUUCAAAGGGAAAAACCUUGACGAUAUAACGCUGGAUGAAAUACCUCUGAACAUCUCCAAUAUAGAUGAAGAUAAAGAUGAAGAGGAAAUAGAAGAAGAAGAAGAAGAAGAGGAAGAAGACGACGGAAAAAAAGAGGAAAAUGAAACAACUGAAAAACUAGAUGAAACUAAUGGAACCCAUGAAGAGAAAGAUGAAAUGGAGGAGGAAGAUUUAGCUCUGGACACCUAUGAACCAACGACUUCUCUGAGAACUGUUCCUAGAACUCGAAAACCUCUUAAAGCAAUUGGAAAUGUUCGAGAUGAAUGCCAAUUUCCAAGGAAAAGACAGAAAGAAGAAAGAAAUCAAGUGAAAAUAACAGGAGCAUCAAGAAGUGAGGCGGCCUUUCAACGACGACCUUGGUCACAAGCAGAAGAAAAUUCGAUCCUUGAAUAUUUCCGAAUUCAAAUUAGAGACAAAACAUGUAUCGGGAAAGGAGAUGCUGAAGCUUGUAUAUCUCAGUAUGGCAGUAUCUUAAAAAGCAGACGAUGGCAAGAUAUCAAAUAUAAAGUUAAGAAUUUACAAGCUGUUCAACAGAGAGCUAUUAAGAAAGCCAAAGAAAUGGUAAAGGGCCGCAAGUAAGGUGUUUCCUGCAACCCUUUCGGUGAAUUCCAGUUCCUACCUUUCUCUUUAUAUAUUUUAUAUUCUUUAUAUUCUAUUGUUGUUUUACUUUAUAUGGAGCGCGUUUCCGUCAAGGCAGGUUUUCUCAGCUUGAGCAAAAUUCUCUUCAUGCAUGUGUCUUCUUCACUGUAAAUUCUGAUCGAUUCAGAUAAUUGUUAACGUUACCCAGUUGAUCUACAAUCAUGGGAGGCAAACGAAAACCAGCCCAGAGAAUGAAGAAUAAUGUUAGAGUAAGUUUUAAUGUUUUAAUUCCUGUUAAAUUCCCUGCAAACCACUCAAUUUUUAGGCCUCUACAGUAUUUUUAACGUUUAAAAAACUUUAUUUUGGUCCUAGAUCUAUCAGGUACUGUCUCACUCUGAAAAGUGAUAGCAAUGUGUGCAAACGUUACGUCAGGCUUGCUACGCCUGGCGAUUCCUUCUGUUGUAUGACCUCCCCUUGAUGUGUUGUUUUUGCUCUUGGAUGAGCUGAAUUGGACCGCGUUAAACAGAAAGGAA
Messenger RNA from Bemisia tabaci, 3449 nucleotides. The record is from RefSeq and is a predicted model, not a curated record. Lineage: Eukaryota; Metazoa; Arthropoda; Insecta; Hemiptera; Aleyrodidae.